This is a messenger RNA of Fusarium vanettenii 77-13-4, 1950 nucleotides long. RefSeq lists its product as uncharacterized. The record is from RefSeq and is a predicted model, not a curated record. The annotation marks the transcript as partial. Gene Ontology annotation, biological process: regulation of DNA-templated transcription; DNA-templated transcription. The transcript is spliced from 6 exons. Gene Ontology annotation, molecular function: DNA binding; DNA-binding transcription factor activity, RNA polymerase II-specific; zinc ion binding. NCBI's taxonomy places the organism in Eukaryota, Fungi, Ascomycota, Sordariomycetes, Hypocreales, Nectriaceae.
CAGGUUCGUUGUGAUAGGGGCUCCCCUUGCUCCCCUUGUCGCCUCUCUAGCCAGGCUUGUACCUUCACCGGGGCUGGACAGAAGCCGAAAGAGCCACGUCAAAGGAUACACGUCUCAGAGCAAUAUGAACAAAAGAUAGACUCCAUCGAGGAGCGAUUGAAAACCAUCGAAAGCCUGCUACUCGAAUCUAGGGUCAAGCCUGGUCAGGGGGGACAAGCCGCCUUGCCAAAUGUAUCAAUGCCGCUGGCACCAUCCCAUUCAUCCUCUGGAACCGUUUUCGACCAAGAUGAUAUCCCAGUUGCCACCGAGGGCUCUUCGUCGUUGCAGGCACACGCUGACAUGGCUCAAACGUUUGUCAGGGGCGUGGUGGACUUGAAGGAAGCUUGCGCGCAUAUUCUGUCGGCCGAUUUGAACACCGCCUCGGCACCGCUGCAAUGGCCGUCCCGCACACGCCAAAAUCCAAGUGAAUUGCCGUCGCCAGAAAUGCAGUCGUCCUCAUCUUAUCGUAGGAUGCCACUGCCACCCACAUGUGCCAUUGUGGACAUGUUGAGGAGAUUCAAGGAAGAGCCUCCUGUCAGCUUCCUUGUAUUACGAUGCUUCGUGUCCGUGGAUCGGUUCAUCAGCAUUUGUCGGAGAGUCUUUUUCGCAAUUGAUGACUAUUCGGACAAUGACUUUGUCAUAGCUACAUCCGGUCUAUACUACUUGUUCACAGAAAGCUUUCACACGUCAGCCUCCGAUCCAUUCCAUGAGAAGUACAUUGAGCAUAGCCGUCUUUGCAGGCAUGCCUUGGAGGCCGCUUUGAGCAACAUUGGGGUUUUCUUACCAGCCAGAAUGGAAAGUGUCCAAGCACUGGUCAUGGGCGCAUCACAUGCAAUUGAAACAUCAAAGCCUUGGCUUGCAUGGCGAUUGGCGGGACUAGCCAGCCACCUCUGCCUGACGAUGGGAUGGCAUGAUAAUGCCAUAGUAUCUGAAGGCGAUGAGGACGAGAGGAUCAUAAAGAUCAUGUUGUUUUGGCACGUAUAUAUCAUCGAGAGGGCUCUUUCCUUCCGUCUGGGGCGGCCCUCGGUGAUUCGUGAUUGUGACAUCACAGUUGUCAGCCAGCUUAACGAACGUCCUUUUCAUGACCCUUGGCCGGGCAUGUUUUCCUUCUGGGUUGGAAACGCCAACAUACAGGGGAAAGUAUAUGAGCGGCUCUAUAGCAAGGCAGCGCUUCUGGGGCCACAGACCUCGCUCUCUAGAAACUCGGAGGAGCUCAUGGCCGAGCUGGAAUCUCUUGGACGGCAGAGCCCCUACCUUUUCGCCACCACCGCCCCUGAAUCAUCCGAAACGACCCUGGAUAGAAUCCUGGCACUCUCUGACAAAGUCACGUAUUACUGCACAGCAACCUUGAUAUGCCGAGCCGAAACUUUGCAAGAUCAGUCCUUUACUUUUACUUUGGACUGUGUAAACUAUGCCAGACAGACCCUCCAGGCCCAUGAAGAAUGCAUGCGGCUAACUGCCGAGAACGAUCAUUACAGGUCCAUAUAUCUACAUUGGAGGAUUCUUCAGUUGCCCUUCAUUCCAUUCAUUGUGUUGUUUGGAAAUGUCAUCAAGACAUGUAAUACCGACGAUCUUUUUAUGCUUCAUGGCUUUGCAGAGUCAUUGCGAUCUUCAGCGACCAUAUCUCCUGCGGCAAAUAGGCUCCACCUUAUCAGUCGAGCUUUGUACGGGGUUGCUUGUUUCUACUUCAGCAAGCUUAUAUCGGAACAGCAGCGAGAUAAUUCACCAUUUAACGAUCUUGAUCACUGGCAGGCUGAAGCAGGAGAAGCAUUCACAUCUCUGGGAAACAACCCAAUGGAUUUAGGCGAGGACCUAGGGGCUUUACUCUAUGCCGAGAUGGAUGAGUGUUUUUUUGGCCCUCAACAAGUCCUGGGUUCUCUGCAGCUCCCAUUUCCCACAGAUCCUUCCUAA